Molecule: messenger RNA, 1194 nt
Organism: Eremothecium sinecaudum
Lineage: Eukaryota; Fungi; Ascomycota; Saccharomycetes; Saccharomycetales; Saccharomycetaceae
Gene: GPI14
Product: glycosylphosphatidylinositol-alpha 1,4 mannosyltransferase I
Exons: 1
Coding region: 1-1194 (397 amino acids)
Biological process (GO): GPI anchor biosynthetic process
Cellular component (GO): glycosylphosphatidylinositol-mannosyltransferase I complex; membrane
Molecular function (GO): GPI mannosyltransferase activity; alpha-1,4-mannosyltransferase activity
Source: RefSeq, a predicted model, not a curated record
AUGGCAAAGGCUAUCUUCUCGCUAAUUACUAUAUCAUUUGUAUUAAGGGCUGCCUUUUUUAGCUAUGGUGUGUAUCAAGAUUCACAUUUCUCAGUAAAGUACACCGAUAUUGACUACUAUGUAUUCCACGAUGCUGCCCGACAUGUCUUCGAAAACAGUUCUCCAUACGCUCGCGAUACCUAUAGAUAUACACCUUUGCUAUGCUGGUUAUUAUUACCUAACCAUUGGUUAAAUUGGAUUCAUUUUGGUAAACUUUUAUUUGUUAUUUUUGAUAUCCUCACCGGAGUUUUGAUUCUUGCCCUGUUGAAAAGAUGCACGCCGCGAACUAGGUUAAUUCUUGCCUCAGUAUGGCUAUUAAAUCCCAUGGUUAUAACCAUUAGCACUCGUGGAAACUCUGAAUCACUUCUUUCUUUUGCAAUUAUGCUAGCUCUUUUUCUUCUAGAGAAGCAACAAUAUGCCCUUGCUGGUUUGGCAUAUGGGUUAUCCAUACACCUAAAGAUUUAUCCUAUUAUUUACAGUGUGCCAAUAUCAAUUUACGUCUUCAACACAGGAGGCAAAUAUUGGUUACUAAGAUUGGUCACAAUGGGGGGUUUAACAAUAUCUGUUUUAGUAUCACUGGGUCUACUAAUGUAUCAUUAUUAUGGGGACGAAUUUGUCCAACACACAUACAUUUAUCAUUUCAUCAGAACUGACCAUCGUCAUAAUUUUUCCGUUUGGAAUAUCCUCCUUUAUCUUGAUUCUAGUUUAAAGGAAAGGACUUCCAUCGAUUGGGCUAAAUAUGCAUUUGCGCCACAAAUAAUAAUCAGUCUUAGCGUUUGCUACUUACUGUGGGAAUAUACAAGCUGGGAAAAUCUCCUAAAUGUCCUGUUUUUGCAAACACUAUCCUUUGUCACAUACAACAAGGUGUGUACUUCACAAUAUUUCAUCUGGUAUUUAAUAUUUCUACCAUUUUACUUGAAAGAUACCAUGUUAACCUGGAAGACUGGGGUAUUUAUGGGGAUAAUUUGGACCGGAACACAGGCCUUAUGGUUAUAUAAUGGCUACGAAUUAGAAUUUAAGGGUCAGAAUGUUUUCUAUCCAGGCAUUUUCUUUUCGAGCAUUGCCUUCUUCUUGAGCAACAUAUACUUACUGUCAAUAUUUAUUACAGACUGCAAGAAGAGAGGAGCAUUAGUCACACUUAAAAAAAACAUAUAA